AUGGGGAAAGGAGGAAACUCUGCGACGGUGACGGCUUCGGAGGUGGAUGAGCUACGGCGGAAGAACGGGGAGAUGGAAAAAGUGGUGGAGGAAAUGAAGAAAGAGAUGUUGCAGCUGUGGCGGCGGACGCAGGUGGCGGAGGAGGCCGAGGAGCGUCUCUGCUCUCAGCUCGCCGAGCUUGAAGCCGAAUCUUUAGACGAGGCGCGUGAUUACCAUUCUCGCAUCAUUUUCCUCGUGAACGAACUCUCUCGUGUCUCUUCUUCCUCUUCCUCCUCCUUUUCCUCCGACUUGGCCUCACCGUAG
Molecule: messenger RNA, 303 nt
Organism: Raphanus sativus (radish)
Lineage: Eukaryota; Viridiplantae; Streptophyta; Magnoliopsida; Brassicales; Brassicaceae
Product: protein RESPONSE TO LOW SULFUR 2-like
Exons: 1
Coding region: 1-303 (100 amino acids)
Biological process (GO): cellular oxidant detoxification
Source: RefSeq, a predicted model, not a curated record